Molecule: messenger RNA, 1164 nt
Organism: Siniperca chuatsi (mandarin fish)
Lineage: Eukaryota; Metazoa; Chordata; Actinopteri; Centrarchiformes; Sinipercidae
Gene: erich2
Product: glutamate-rich 2
Exons: 12
Coding region: 149-997 (282 amino acids)
Source: RefSeq, a predicted model, not a curated record
ACUAUGGUAACGAGUGUUUGCGUCGCAACCAUCGUCUGUUCCACUGACUGUAACUUAGCUAGUCAGCUAACUAUAAAACGAGAAAAUCUUCAACGUAAGAGGAAAGUUUCAGAAUUUCCAAAAAUUAGUACCUAAAGGUGCUUCCUCCAUGAGCAGGUUAGAGUGUUUGGGGAAAUCCUCCACUGGUUCACAGAAACAGCUGGCAGUAGAAGUCACCUCUGCUCAUGCUGAGACACACAAACCCAAUGACAAAGUGGGGAAAAAGGCAGUCACUAAUAAAGCUAGGAGUCCUCCUGCCCGUGCACUGCCUCCUUCUGUACAGGUUUCUUGCCCGGAGACUCCAAAGUCUGGGUUUCCAAGUGGGGAAGUGCCGAAUAAAGACGAACCACAGGACCCAAAGGAAUCCAUCAACAUAACACCAAGGGUUGAAGAACAAGCGCAGUCGACUACAGUGCCCGAUGAAGAGCUGAAAAUGAAAGAGCUGAGGAAAGCACAGCCCCCAGACUCAGCAGUAACAGGAGGAACGACACAUGCUCGCCCAGCAGUUGAGCCUCCUCAUAUGCAUGAGGUGAACGGGGAGGAAGAACAGACUGAGGAAGAGGAUGUUGAGGAUGAAGACAUUAAGGCACCAGUGGAGCUGAUAAUGGAGUUCCUCAGAGCUGUGAUGGACAGAGACUUUCAGCUGGCCAGCAAACUGUGUCAGAUGAUUCUCACCUAUGAACCAGAUAAUCCUGAGGCCUCUGAGUUUCUCCCACUGAUCCAGAAGAAGCUGUUGGAGGAUCCAGAGACAGAGCAGAGCACUGAGGAAGAUGAUGAAGAAGAUGAGGAGGAGGAGGAUGGAGAAACCGAAGACUCUAGAAGUGAUGUGGAGUCAUCUCAGAGCUCAAGCUGCUCCUCUUCGUCUUGCUCCUCUUCUUCGCCAUCAGAUGAUGAUGAAGAAGAAGAAAAGCAAGUGAACAGACACAAGCCGUGUCCUCCUUCUCACAUUUGCCCCUAAAUCUAUUGUGCCAAUAUAACAGAGGCAAUGUCAGGUUCUAUCAACAGAGAAAAUUGUAUUUAUUUUAAUCCACAAAGCUGCUUUGCACAGUAGCAGCCUUUGUGCAUUUUGUAGAGUAAGUAUUUUUUAAUAUUUCACUUGCAAAUAAAAUAUUUAUUGUGGAUAAA